AGGAAAAACUGGACGACAGCGUAGUUUCACUUUCUUACGUCUUGUUGAAGUCUGACGGUUUGAAACUGAGCGAGAAAACGGCGUAAAACAGCUGUACGAUGCAUCUGCAGAUAUCGUGUAGCAGCAAACUGAUUUGACCAGAAAAAAACCCAUUGAAGACUAAAAAAUAUACCACAGAAAAAAGUUCGAUCGUUUUAUUCCUGCUAGUUGCUACUGUACGUAACUGCAAAGUGAAUGUGGAGGAAAGAAACAGAUGCAGGCACCCAUCAGGACUGUGAGGGUGAAUGGUCUGCCCACAGACAUUGAUGAUGACAGGCUAAAGGACAAGCUCUUUAUCCAUUUUCUGCGAACCAGGAAUGGGGGUGGGGAAAUAAAUUCCAUCCAUAUUGUCAAGGAGAAGCCUGGUUCUGCCCUCAUCACCUUUGAAGACAGUGGAGUGGCACAGAGAGUUAUUCAGCACAGCCAGCACAAUCUGGAGCUGGAUGGGAAGACACAUGAACUCAUCCUAACUGAGCAUCGUGAAAGUCUGGACCUAGAUAAGGUUGUUUUAAGCUUAUCAGCAACGGUUGACUACAGCCAGAUUCCGUUAGGAAUAUUGGCAUUAAAAAGCCUUAAGGAUCAUCAUCGUGAUGUCCAGAUAAGCUUUGACGCUACUGACAAAUUGUGCACAUUGAAAGGUUCCUACUCCAAAAUCCAGGCUGCCUUGGCCCUACUUGUGGAGCAUCCGGGAAGUCCACAAUCAGCAGAAAACAAAUACUUGGAUCAACCUGCUGCCCAAACCUCCUGGACUGUUCAUAAAAGGCAGAAGCUUCAUGCUCAGGACUCUGUAGAUCAGAAAAGGAAAUCAGAUGAGCGAGCAAAACAAAAAGAGCAAGUCCACAUCGACAGGCUUUCUGAAGUGCGGAGCUCACAUCCGCAUACACACUUCAUGAGUGCUGAAUAUGACUGGGAAGAUACAGGCCAGGCAGCAGGCAAGGCUCGGCAGCUUUCUGGACUUCUUGCAACAUCAGAAGAAGAUUUCUCAUUAAUUUUGGAUGCAGACAUGUUCCACUAUCUGUUGAAACACUGCAGGGAGGAUUACCAGCAUAUCCUUCAUCAGCAUGGUGUUGAGGUGGUGGAUGUGACAGUUCAGGGUGUGACCACUCUGUUUCUGCAUGCUACCACAGCCUCAAGGGCAACUGGGCAAGAGCAGGAACACCUGAGGUUGGCAAGAAAUGAAAUAAGCAGGUUGUACCAGGAGAAUGAGUCCAACAUCCGUCGAGGUCAGCUGCCAAAAAGCAUCUUGCCCAGCAGGGAAGGCUUGCAGAUGGCGUUUGAGAAAUUGAAUUUGGAAUUUCCAAAGCUGCUUCUGACUGAAGAUGACCAAAAUGUCAAUAUGGUUGGCAGCUACUAUGAUGUGUCCGCGGCAAAACAAUUUCUCCUUGAUCAUGGGGGGGUUACAGGUAAAGUAGAAAAAGAAGAAGAUGUGGGUAGUACUUCUCGAUAUUCAUUUGAUUCAGGCUCACAGCGUCCUCCUGCUGGGGGUAAAAUUCCUCUUCCCAAGUCCUCAACUGCACAGUCGCUGGACUGUGGGAUAGAGAACAUAGUCAAGUCACAUGAGAAUGACACAACAGCUGAAGGAGCUAGAAAAUAUAAAUUAGCAGCCAGGUUUAAGGACUCAGGGUUUGCUGGGUUGAGGGACUUCAAUAUUCAAGGCCACUCAUCUUCUGGUAGACAAGAACGCCUUGGUCCUGUGUUAGGGCACAGAAUGCUUUCAGAAACUGUAGGGGUUUCUGGUGGGACAAUCUCCAGAGCAACAGCUCAAAACACUGGAGGGGACAUCUUGUUUAAGAAUGGAGAUACUGUGCGUUCAUCCAUGUCUGGGCGUGAUAAAACCUUCCUGAAUUCAGAUGUAAUCACUCAAACGAAGAGCAAGACCACCUCCACAGGCAGUGAUCAGUCCACUUUGUUAAUUAGCACAGUAUCCCUACCAGCUCAGUCUGGAUCUCCUUUGAAGCGAUCAAGUAGUUUCUCAGGAACUCUCCCACAGAAGUCUCAAGGUGUGGAUCAGAAGAUUGAAGAUGAUUUGUUCACGUCUACAUCUAAAGCCAGGAGCAGGUCUUCUAGCUUCAGCAGCCAAACACGGCGUGACAAGGGAGAAGUCCAUAUGACAGAAAUUGUAGCUUCGUUUGUGUUGUGGAACUACAUCAAAGAAGCAUAUAACGUCCUUUUGGAAGACCUUAGCACUGAUGUCCGGUUGAAAGAGAUCCACACAGAAGGUAGCCAGGAUGCAACUAUUGUUUUAAUUGGGGCAAACAUGCAAAAAGUCAGUUCUUGUCAGCAGAGUUUGCAGAAGUUACUGGACAGGGUCACUGCAGAUUUUUGCUUUGAAAAAUUAAGCUUUUCAGACCUGGGAGUUACUAACCCAGAAAAUGAAACUUUGCUUAUGUGUUGCGAUGACAUACGUAGCCGCCACAAGAAAGUUACAGUCUUUACGACAGCAGAGAACUUAUGCGUUUGUGGUCCAAGGCAAUUAUGUUCUGAGGUAAUUGCUGUACUACGUGAGAUAUUUUCUGGAGAAUCAACCCAAGUAUCUCAGCAACAGAGCAACUUCGAUCACUUAACAUUUACAUGGGACAAGCCAACAGAUGCACAAGUGAUCAAGGACCAAGAUAACAAUCUGCACUGUAACAGUAAUCCUCAGCAAAUACUCAAGACCAAGAGUUUCGAGAAUGGUGUUGGGUCAGUAGCAGCUGGUUCCAAUCCAGAUGCAUCCCUUUGUCAGAAGGAGAUGAUAACACACUCUGUGGUCACCCAAAAUGAUGAUACAGAGCAUGACCAAGACAUGAUUAAGGAUUUGUCUGGGGAAUCCACAUCAGGUCAAGGAGACAUGGGGUGUAUCUGUGUGUGUGGAGAGAGUGGGGUGCUGACGACAAGAACCAAAUGUGGGGUGGCCAUGUGCUCUCAGUGCCUGGACAAACUUCAUGUUCACUGCAGAGUUUGUAUUGAGACGGAGCCAAUACCACCAGGCAUCCAGGGUGAAACGAGCUACUCCAAACUCUCCACCACCAUACCAGGUCACUAUAAGGACUCCACCAUUAAGGUCACCUACUGUAUUCCUGAUGGUAUCCAAGCGGACAACCACCCUUAUCCAGGGCAACCAUUUCAAGGAGGAGUAUUUGUUGCCUACCUUCCAGACUGCAAGGAGGCGAGGAAGCUGUUGCCCAGGCUGAAGAAAGCCUUCACCCAGGGACUCACCUUCACACUGAAAUGCAGAGAGUCACAGGCCUGGGUCACCUGGGACAAAAUCCCACACAAGACCAGCAUCCAUGGAGGCAAAUCAGGGAAAGGUUACCCAGAUUCCACCUACUUGACUCGGCUAUCAGCCGUGCUGGCUUCUUACGGGAUUUCAGAGGCACCAGUAAAGGACAAACGAUGAAAUUAACCAGGAAGGACUUCUUGUGUAAUUUGUACGUCUGUUAACGGAGGUAAUGUUUUCAGUCGUGCAUGUUGGUAUUUCUGUUUGUUGGAUAGCUCAUCAACAAAUAAGUUUUGCUUGAUUUGGUCAGUGGAUUCUCAUCCAGCUGUAGAACAAAAAUAAGUUUUAAAUUACCCUUUUAUCAUUCCUACUUUGUCUUCAGUUGAAGUCAGAUGAAUGUAGCAGGACUUUUGGGUUUUGACAAGUCUUUUUUUAUGCCUCAGCUAUUUUCACUGUAUUUGUAUGUCAAAUAAGUAUUGUUGUGACUGAUCAAUUUUGUAAUAUUUGAUUAUAAAUGCAGUAACUGAAAUAUGUUGCCACUCAUUUUUGACAUUUUGUUCAUUUUUAACAACUUUUAGUAAUUUUUCAACCGUGAAACUGAUUUUUGAUUAACGUAUUUUUUUUUAAUUUGUAUGUCAAUAUUAUUUUCUGGAAAUUGUAUAUUCUCCGAUUGUUUCACUUGUAAAACUGUAUUUUAUGUGGUGUACCUAAUUUUUGGGUUUUAAUGAUAAUAUCAUGAUAAUAUCUUGUAAGAAAAUAAUGACUAUUUGUCACAAUUUGUCAGAGUAAA
Molecule: messenger RNA, 4028 nt
Organism: Thalassophryne amazonica
Lineage: Eukaryota; Metazoa; Chordata; Actinopteri; Batrachoidiformes; Batrachoididae
Exons: 7
Coding region: 254-3418 (1054 amino acids)
Biological process (GO): Notch signaling pathway; protein ubiquitination
Molecular function (GO): RNA binding
Source: RefSeq, a predicted model, not a curated record